UCGCAGAAAAAAAUCUCUAAGCGCACGUUUCUGAAAUUUUUUUAGAUUUCGAGAUCCCGUCUUCACAUUCUCUGGAUUUUGCCACCCUUUUCGGAUAGAUGCAGAUCUCUCUUCCCAAAUUCCUCCUCGCUCUACAUCUUUUGUUCGAUGUUCUGUAAAUCCACUGUAUGCUAAUCUCGCUUUAUUUUCUUUGACAACUCCUCCGAUAACAGUCUCCGAAUUCUUCUUCUCUCUCUUAAGGGCUUAGAUUUUUUUUUUUUGAGAGAGAUCUUUUCUCGUUAUGAAGUUUUUUUUUGAGUGUUUGGUUGGAUUCAUACGGCGGAAAAAAGAGUGCGCAUUAGGCAAUUCCUGAUGUUAUUUAUGAAUUGGCUGUGAUUCAGGAAAUUAAUUAGGAUAAGUUUUGGACACUUUUGAAGCGUUAGAGAGAUGGAGGAAGGUAAAGAGCCUACUAUGAUUACCAGGACAAGCCAAUCUAGGGUUUUGCCUCAAAGGUUGCUUCAAUUGCUUGUACCUUUUCUGGCUUUAUGUUUCACUUUCUCUGUAGUUAGUGUCUAUACGAUUAAGCAUUUUGGAGUUCAAAGUAUAGUUACUACAGUAAGGCCUACUUUACAGCCCUUCAUUGAGGAUGAGCAGAAUAAUCUCGACGGUUGGAUCCGGCCUCCGGCCGAUUUGAUGCAUUCAAUGAGUGAUCAGGAGUUGUUGUGGAGGGCAUCUUUUGCACCCAAAGUGAAGAAGUAUCCAUUUAAGAGGGUUCCAAAGAUUGCAUUCAUGUUCUUGACUAAGGGGCCAUUGCCAUUGGCACCUCUUUGGGAAAGGUUUUUUAAUGGUCAUGAGGGUUUGUAUUCAAUAUAUAUCCAUUCACUGCCAUCAUAUCAGGCUGAUUUUCCAUCCUCGUCAGUUUUUUACAAGAGACAGAUACCAAGUCAGGUUUCAGAAUGGGGAAAAAUGAGCAUGUGUGACUCAGAGAGAAGACUUCUUGCUAAUGCCUUGCUUGAUAUCAAUAACGAGUGGUUUGUUCUACUUUCCGAGUCAUGCAUUCCCCUCUUCAAUUUCACUACUGUAUACAAUUACAUAUCACAAUCGAAAUAUAGCUUCAUUGGUGCAUUUGAUGACCUGGGGCCAUACGGGAGAGGGCGCUAUAAUUACAACAUGUUGCCCGAGGUUAACAUCACCCAAUGGCGUAAAGGGUCCCAAUGGUUUGAAAUCAACAGAAAACUUGCUCUCUACAUUGUUGAAGAUGCUAAAUUCUACCCAAAAUUUGCAGAGUUCUGCCGACCAGCAUGUUAUGUGGAUGAACACUAUUUUCCGACUCUAUUGACUAUUCGGGCUGCAAAUUCAUUGGCAAAUAGAAGCAUAACGUGGACGGACUGGUCAAGGGGAGGUGCUCACCCUGCUACUUUUGGACAAUCAGAUAUAACUGAGGAAUUCAUGAAGAGAAUUUUUGAAGGCCAAAAUUGUGUAUAUAAUGACAAGUCAUCUUCUAUUUGUUAUCUUUUUGCCAGAAAAUUUGCUCCGAGUGCCUUGGAACGGUUAUUGUUUUUUGCACCAAAGUAUUUGGGAUAUUAAACAAGAGGAAUCCAUUCUUGGUUUCGAAUAGAUCCUUGGGAUAGAUUUCUUGAAACUGAGGCCAAUUUAUUGUUAAUAUGUUAGAUUUCCAUUUGGAGGAUGGAAAAUAGAGCUUCAAUACAGAAUGAUUGAACAUGGGAAGAUAUUGAUGCGUUGGUGCUUAAAAAUACAUUAUGGUUAAUGAUCAAGUCUGAUUUGUUGAUGGAUA
This is a messenger RNA of Olea europaea var. sylvestris, 1774 nucleotides long. RefSeq lists its product as uncharacterized. Gene Ontology annotation, molecular function: glycosyltransferase activity. The record is from RefSeq and is a predicted model, not a curated record. Gene Ontology annotation, cellular component: membrane. NCBI's taxonomy places the organism in Eukaryota, Viridiplantae, Streptophyta, Magnoliopsida, Lamiales, Oleaceae. The transcript is spliced from 2 exons. The coding region runs from base 427 to 1566 and encodes 379 amino acids.